Manihot esculenta (cassava) is the source of this 1326-nucleotide messenger RNA. RefSeq names its product protein trichome birefringence-like 38. Lineage: Eukaryota; Viridiplantae; Streptophyta; Magnoliopsida; Malpighiales; Euphorbiaceae. The transcript is spliced from 5 exons. The record is from RefSeq and is a predicted model, not a curated record. The coding region runs from base 49 to 1137 and encodes 362 amino acids. Gene Ontology annotation, cellular component: Golgi apparatus. Gene Ontology annotation, molecular function: O-acetyltransferase activity.
UCUAUUGUCCCUCAAAGCAAAAGCCUCUUCUCUCUUCCUCAACAAAAGAUGGACCUUAAAAGGCCAUGUUCUGUCCUGUUUGCCAUUAUGAUUGCAUUUUCUAGUGUUUGUUUGGCAAAUCCCUCAAGCAAAUUGAAGUGGAGAAAGCAGAACAAUGAGCAGAGCAACAACUGUGACGUGUACCAAGGGAGUUGGCUCUACGACGACUCCUAUCCUCUCUAUGAUUCAAAUGCAUGCCCUUUCAUUCGCAAGGAAUUUGAUUGUUUAAAGUAUGGGCGACCUGAUCAGCUCUACCUUCAUUACAGAUGGCAGCCCACUGCCUGUGACUUGCCAAGGUUUGAUGGCGUAAAUUUUCUGGAGAGUGUUCGAGGCAAGAAGAUUAUGUUCAUAGGGGACUCUGUAAGUUUCAACCAGUUUGAAUCAUUAUUAUGCUUGCUUCAUGCUGCAGUGCCUAACUCCAAUAUCAGGGAGGACAAAAAUGCCUCUAUUCCUACUGUGAUUUUUGAGAACUACCAGGUUUCGAUAAUGUUGUUUCAUUCUCUACUACUAGUAGACGUGGAACAGGAAGACAUUGGUCGAGUUCUGAAACUUGAUUCCCUCAAGAAUGGCAACCUAUGGAAGGACAUGGAUGUUCUGGUUUUCAACACUUGGCUCUGGUGGUACCGAAGAGGACCGAAGCAACCAUGGGAUUAUGUUCAAGAUGGUGGCACCGUUCUUAAAGACAUGGAUCGUAUGGAUGCUUUUCGCAAAGCUUUAAUAACGUGGGCAAAAUGGGUCGACUCUGAUGAAGUGGAUACAAGUAAAACCAGAGUCAUUUUUCAAGGGAUUUCUCCUUCCCAUUACAAUGGGAGUGAAUGGAAUGAGCCAGGAGUGAUGAAUUGCUCCAAGGAAACACAGCCAAUAAGCGGAUCAAUCUACCCUAAUGGUUUGCCAUUAGCAUUACAUGUAUUGGAAGAUGUGUUGAGUGGUAUCAAGAAACCAGUUCAUUUGCUGAAUAUAACAACACUUUCGCAGCUGAGAAAGGAUGCACAUCCAAGCUCUUAUAAUGGGUUUAGGGGCAUGGACUGCACCCAUUGGUGUAUUGCUGGACUUCCAGACACUUGGAAUCAACUUCUCUAUACAGCUCUCAUUAAUUAGAAGACCAGAUUGAAGAUCCAGAUUUAAUUCCAUUAGAUAUCAUAUUUAGUUAUUUACUCGCUGAAAGUAGCUAGCCAGGCCAUGGAGUAAACUAAUAUUAUUCCAAAAGAGCCACUAUCUUAGCAGUCUAAUAAUGGAGUGGCUAUCUUUGAUGUAAGAGAACUUAAGUCAAAUUUAAUUCAAUCUCUA